AUGAGUGAAAUUGACAGAGUUCUCCUCACAUAUUUGCGAUCAGUCAAAGCUAUCAGUCAUGGAUCUUUAAUUGAAAAAUUCAGUUAUAUUCUCACAAACCUUUCAAACUCAGAAGACCUUCUGAACCAGCAACUCGAUCUUCUGAACCAGCAACUUGAGCCACUUCUUGACAAACACAUUGCAUCCAUCAAUACAAAUAUAACCCAGCAUGGCUUCAAAAUCGACAGGAGAAAAGACGAAAUUUCUGGGGUUCUCUACUUUGUCUUCAUCAAUUCUAUACUGGAUGAUGUUAUCAACCUGAGCAGCAACUACACAGUACCUGAACUAGACACUAUCAAACGGAUCAUCGCCGAACUUGUAGAGGCUUACGGAUUCCAGUUCCUGAUCGGGAGAGUCAAUGCCAAACAACGAGUGGCUUCCAGUUUGAACAAGUCGCUUGCCGAAGCCGAUUUCUUCGUAGAUAGACUUAUAGAUGACGGCUGGUUUGUGUCUACUAAGGAUGAACGACUUUUGCUUUCGAUACGAGCCUUGAGUGAAUUGAAAACGUACUUAGUAGACACGUUUGGAACUACUGCCGAUGCCGACGGUGGAAUCAUGCAUUUAUGUCAGCAUUGUAAAGAGUUGGUGACCUUGGGAAAAACGAAGUUAGAAGGCGACAUCAGAUUAUCGUUCCAUUAUAAAUGCUACGACGUGUAUUCGAGA
Molecule: messenger RNA, 702 nt
Organism: Scheffersomyces stipitis CBS 6054
Lineage: Eukaryota; Fungi; Ascomycota; Pichiomycetes; Serinales; Debaryomycetaceae
Exons: 1
Biological process (GO): double-strand break repair via homologous recombination; DNA damage tolerance
Cellular component (GO): Smc5-Smc6 complex; nucleus
Molecular function (GO): ubiquitin-protein transferase activity
Source: RefSeq, a predicted model, not a curated record